AUGACUGAGCCUGUAAAUCAUACCAAUUCUGAGACUAAGCCAACAAAGUCUAAGAAAAAGAAGUCCACUGCAAAGCAAUCGAAAAAGAAGCCUUCUGCUUCUAGACACCCAGGCAUUAAGGUUGAGAGGAAGAAUCAGAAUGUAUUUUUCAAUGAAGCCAAGCUUGAUCUUUCUGCUGUUCCUCCACCAUAUUGUUCUUGUACUGGGGUUGCCAGAAUUUGUUAUAAAAAUGGGCCUGGAGGAUGGCAGUCCUCGUGUUGCACUACUAAGAUAUCUGAAUAUCCCCUCCCCAUGAGUUCCUUGAGGCCUGGGGCACGCGUAGGUGGGAGGAAAAUGACCAGAGGAGCAUAUACAAAUCUUCUGUAUAGACUUGUAUCUGAGGGUCAUGACAUUUCUUAUCCAGUUGACCUCAAGGAUCAUUGGGCCAGACUUGGUAGUAACAAGUUUGUCACAAUUAAAUAUGUUUGA
This is a messenger RNA of Thlaspi arvense, 468 nucleotides long. The record is from the annotation of a GenBank genome assembly. Lineage: Eukaryota; Viridiplantae; Streptophyta; Magnoliopsida; Brassicales; Brassicaceae.